Python bivittatus (Burmese python) is the source of this 1942-nucleotide messenger RNA. RefSeq names its product golgin, RAB6 interacting (gene GORAB). Lineage: Eukaryota; Metazoa; Chordata; Lepidosauria; Squamata; Pythonidae. Gene Ontology annotation, biological process: non-motile cilium assembly. The record is from RefSeq and is a predicted model, not a curated record.
GGCUGGGAGGAGGCACUAUGGCAGGGGGUUGGGCCGGAUUCUCGGAGCAGGAGCUUCGGCGGCUUCAGGGGCAUCGCAAAGAUCCAUCGGGUCCCCUGUCCAAACAGCAGAAUCAAGCACUUUCAGUAAACAAAAGCUGCCAGCGUCUGCAACAGAAAAAGCCUUCUCAGAAGAUAGAAGCAGCAGUGGAAUUGCCAGAUGGAGCAGCUUUGUCACCGUUGGAGAAGAGGCUUACUGUGCCCACUCCAAAAUCACCAUGCGAGCCUCUGGCAUCAACUGAACAACAGGAAACCAGAAAUCAACAGGUGGAAGUUGGUCUUAAACAGUCUUGUAAUGUUGAUCCAACUGCAGCAACAAGUCAUCAACUCGUGAAAAAGAAAAUGGAAUUGCAGGAGAAGUCUCGGUGGGAAAUCCUUCAACAAGAGCAGAAACUGAUGGAAGAAAAAAAUAAACGCAAGAAGGCUUUCCUUGCUAAAGCAAUUGCUGAAAGAUCUAAAAGAACUCAGGCUGAAACAGUUAAAUUAAAGCGAAUCCAAAAGCAGCUCCAAGCUUUAGAUGACAUGGUAUCUGCUGAUAUUGGGAUCCUGAGAAAUAGGAUUGACCAGGCAAGCUUGGAGUAUUCAUGUGCUCGGAAACGUUAUGAUAAAGCAGAAUCAGAGUAUGUGGCUGCAAAGCUGGAUCUCCAAAAGAAAACAGAAGUCAAAGAACAACUCACAGAGCACUUGAGCACAAUCAUACAGCAAAAUGAGCUCCGCAAGGCCAAGAAAUUGGAGGAGUUAAUGAAGCAGCUGGAAGUAGAAGCUGAUGAAGAGAACCUGGAACUGGAGAUAGAGGUAGAGCAAAUGUUGCAACAGCAGGAAGCAGAAGUUGGAAGGCAGGUGGCUGAGGCACAAAAGCUUGCUCCAGUUGGUGUGCAGAAUACAGCUCCCCAGACUUUCAGUAAAGGACAUGAGAAUGAAAGCCUCAGAAACGUUAAUGGAGCAGCCUAGAAAUUCCCAUACAAAUGACCAAAGUCACACAGUAAACUUUGGUUCUGAAGAAAUUAUGGUUCAUCUGGAACAUGUCUGAUAACUCAUCUUUGAUUGUUCGUGUCAUAGAAGCACUGGCAUAUAAUGACAAGAAGCCUUUGAAUUUGUGCAGUUUUCCAGUCUCUAUUAUUAUUAGAUUCAUGGUUUAUAUAUACAAAUGAUCUUUUUCCCCUCUCCACCUUUCCUUCUUGCAUGUGAUCUAUUAUGGAGGGAAAGGAUAAUGAUAUCUACAUAAUAUUUAAAAUGCAAAACACCGAGCCAGUAGGAGUGAGGAAUUGUGUAUAUCUUGCAUGAUAGAAGAUCUCACUAGAUCCUACAUUAUUGGCUUAGACACACACACAAGUUUUAAAUGACACUCGUUUUUCAAUGUUUACAAAUGAAUAUAAAAGGAUAUGGAUGAGUGAAUCAAAGAGUGUAUCAGAGUGUGCCCCAUUUUUGUCCUUUGCCCCCAAUGUGAUUCUCCAGCUGGCAAACAUUUUCUACCCUUGUUAGUGAUUCUGUUAAAAAAAAAUGGUUGGGCCAUUAAUGAUUUCUCCUUUAAAUUAAGUGUUUCUGGACUAAACCUAAUUACUGAGCAAUAAAAAGGGGAAAAUACCUUCCAAUAUUUUAAAUGUAUUAUUAUUAAUUAAAAUAUAAACAAACAAACAUUGCAAUCAGUAGCAAACAAACAAUGGCAAACACACAUUUAACACUGUGUUAAAUUCAUAUUUGGAUUCUCCAGAUUUUCUAGUGAUUUAAUUAUUUCACCUUUUUGUUUUAUUCAUCCUUGCCUGUUUCUCUACUGUUCAUGUGUUGUUGAAGUGUUAGUCCGUUGUCCUUACUUGCAUAAUCAAUCAACAUGUGCCAAAUUUCAAUAAAAAUGUCCCUGCUCUUAAGAAUUGGGUUAGUUUUUCUUGUAUUGCCGCGUUCUGCAA